AUGGACAGGAAACUGAACUUAAGCCGGGCGGAAACCUUCUCCUUCAUCAACCCCUGGAUCCGUUACUUCCUCUUCUUCUUCAGCUUCUUAUUCUGGGUUUUCUCCUUGCUGAUUAUCGCGAUCGGGGUGUACGCCAAAGUCCAGAAAGCCACAGACACGGUCCGGGACACCUUCCUGAUCGACCCGGCGGUCAUCCUGAUCGUGGUGGGCGUGGUCAUGUUCUUCAUCACCUUCUGCGGCUGCAUCGGAGCGCUGCGGGAGAACAUUCGCCUCCUCAAAACCUUCUCCCUCAGUCUGACUCUGGUGUUUCUCACCCAGCUGGCCAUUGCAGUUCUGGGCUUCUUCUACUCUGAUCAGACUCGGGACGCCCUGGGGAAGUUUGUGAAGAAGGCUAUCGUACACUACAGGGACGACCUGGACCUGCAGAACCUAAUGGACUACAUCCAGACAGAGUUUCAGUGUUGCGGGUGGAACAACUACACGGACUGGUCCUGGAACCCGUACUUCAACUGCACCCAGGGGAACCCCAGCACCGAGAGGUGCGCGGUCCCGUUCUCCUGCUGCACGCCCGUACCGGGAGAGGUCGUGAUCAACACCAUGUGCGGAUUCGGGGCGCAGACCCAGAACUUCCUGGACGCGACCAAGUCUAUCUACCCGGCGGGGUGCGCGGACAAGGCGGUCACGUGGAUCGAGUCGCACCUGCUGCUGGUCGGGGCCAUGGCCCUGGGGCUCGCCCUCCCCCAGGUGGCGGGCAUCGUGCUGUCCCAGAUCCUGAUCUCCCAAAUCCAGGACGAGAUCGGCUCCGUCUUGUGA
Messenger RNA from Anguilla anguilla (European eel), 813 nucleotides. RefSeq names its product tetraspanin 33b (gene tspan33b). NCBI's taxonomy places the organism in Eukaryota, Metazoa, Chordata, Actinopteri, Anguilliformes, Anguillidae. The record is from RefSeq and is a predicted model, not a curated record. Gene Ontology annotation, cellular component: membrane. The transcript has 8 exons. Bases 1 to 813 code for a protein of 270 amino acids.